This is a messenger RNA of Mesorhabditis spiculigera, 240 nucleotides long. Lineage: Eukaryota; Metazoa; Nematoda; Chromadorea; Rhabditida; Rhabditidae. The record is from the annotation of a GenBank genome assembly.
AUGGAGGACGGUAGCUCUGACGAAUAUACUCCUGGGACAGAAAGUUUUGUGGACUCCGUACUAUACGGCCUCAAGGCGCUUGGGUGUGGCUGUAUCAUGAUGCUCGUUUGUCCUUGCCUCAGUCUUUUGUACCUCGUGCACCACUUCGUCCCGGAGCGGGUGGAAAGCUAUUUGGAAGGGCUGGCCGCAAGGCAUGAAGCGAAACUGCGCCGAGACACCGAGGAUACUGCGCCGCCUGUU